UUACACUGAUUUACACAUAAAUUUAAUAUGCAUUUUCAAAGUAAUACUAGUACGGAAUACCGUUUUAAAAUAUUCAUGAGGAGUCAAUGUUAAAUUUUACUAGGGUCUAUUUGUUUUAUUGGCACAUAGACUCUAUACGCCAAUGCUUUUCCAUCUCAAGACGCUCAUUAACAAGAUUGUUAAAAAACCAUCAUGUAGAAGCACGAGAUUAGUUGUAAAAAUAAAAAAUUAAAAAAAAUAAAAUAAAAAUAAAAAAUAAAAGGGGGCGAGAUUACUCUGUUAACUCAUGAAGGCAUUACAGAUUUACAGUAACAGUGUAAUACUGCUCCAUUCAGGCUUCAAGCUUUUCACUUUUUGAUUCACCCUUUUACUCUUGUUCUCUCCUCUCCAUUGAAGCAUCCUCAAAAAUCUCCAUUGAACCACCUUCUCAGCUAGAUUGAAAUGGAUGUGAGUUCAAGUUUAUGAUCAUCAAGCUGACAUUAGAAUUUGUGGAUGCACAUGACUGAAUUCUUGUUCUGAAUAGAAGAAAUGGGUCCGCGGUGGAAAGGGAAAGAUGCAGAAGCAAAAGCUUUUGCUGAACCAAUGUCGGGAAUAGUUUCAGCACUUCAAUCAUCUCUAGCCACAUCAGAAUGCAGUGGAUCUAUAUCUGGUUGUAGGGUGCUUUUUGAAGCUAAUACAGAACAAUCUGAACUUCUAAACCGUGCAUGUUUUGGCCGGGUUAUUGUAACCAGCCAAAAUGAUCAACAUUGGUAUGAAUUUACUUUACAAGAAGCUUUUUACUUAUGUUAUGCAUUGAAGUGUUUGAAGAUUGUGGGAGACGACGGUGUUGUGAAAACUUUUGAGGACCUGUGGCAAUUCAUGAUUUCAAAAGUUGAAAUGUUUCCGGAGUAUUUCAAAGCAUAUGCCCAUCUAAGAAUGAACAAUUGGGUAGUUAGGUCGGGAUCCCAAUACGGUGUUGAUUAUGUUGCUUAUCGCCACCAUCCAGCUUUGGUCCAUUCAGAAUAUGCUGUUCUUGUACUAUCAGAGAGAAAUGAGAACUCCAGUGGACGGCUGAAGUUAUGGUCUGAUUUGUAUGGUACAAUUCGGCUGUGUGGUGGUGUUGCUAAGACUUUGCUAGUGUUACAUGUCCUAGGCAUUAGUAAAGACAACUCUCCAGUGUGUUUGGAGAAAUAUGAAAUAGAACCACGAAUAAUCUCUAGAUGGAUUCCAGAGCAAACUCGUGAAAAGAAAACAGAUUCUAAAAUCUGUAGUGAAGCUAAAACGCAUACUUGAUAUUUGAUUAUUUUUUUUAUUUUUUAAAGAUAACAAUAGUAUACUUUGUUUUGGAUUUUGCUACGUUAUUUAGUAACUUAUAGUCCUCUUUUUUUACAUGGGUAUGAAAGAGGUCGAAGCACCCCGUCUGUUUAGCAUCAUUUGCAUUAAUCUCGUAUGUCCAUACAUUUGUAAUGCUGACAGCUAUUCAGCAGCUUCAUUACUUGUCUGCUUGUCGAGCUUGAUGCUCACCUAUUUGUUGUGAGAAUUCGAUAUAGAAUGUACUCAUCAGGAGCUGUAUGAAGAUUGGUACUAGGAUCCAGAGGUUUUCCGUUGAUAGGUAGGCUCUCUAAUCGGCCCUCAUCCAAGGUGUGCCAUUCUGCGCUCUAAAGAAUGUUCACUGUUGUAAGUUUGUAAAAUUCGCAUAUCAAGCUAGGGUGUAUGAAAUUGAAAAGUAGAAGGUCAACUAAACUUGAGGUGGAAUUGGUUUAGAAAAUUUUGAGGAGCCUGCAUCACAUGUUUUACUGCAACAGCAACCAUCCUGUGUUUCCCCUUAGCUACCCAUGA
Chenopodium quinoa (quinoa) is the source of this 1818-nucleotide messenger RNA. Its product is annotated as tRNA-splicing endonuclease subunit Sen2-1-like. Gene Ontology annotation, molecular function: nucleic acid binding; tRNA-intron lyase activity. Bases 529 to 1272 code for a protein of 247 amino acids. Gene Ontology annotation, biological process: tRNA splicing, via endonucleolytic cleavage and ligation; tRNA-type intron splice site recognition and cleavage. The record is from RefSeq and is a predicted model, not a curated record. NCBI's taxonomy places the organism in Eukaryota, Viridiplantae, Streptophyta, Magnoliopsida, Caryophyllales, Amaranthaceae. Gene Ontology annotation, cellular component: tRNA-intron endonuclease complex. The transcript has 2 exons.